Molecule: messenger RNA, 2604 nt
Organism: Actinia tenebrosa (Australian red waratah sea anemone)
Lineage: Eukaryota; Metazoa; Cnidaria; Anthozoa; Actiniaria; Actiniidae
Product: diamine oxidase [copper-containing]
Biological process (GO): amine metabolic process
Cellular component (GO): plasma membrane
Molecular function (GO): primary methylamine oxidase activity; quinone binding; copper ion binding
Source: RefSeq, a predicted model, not a curated record
GUGAAAACACAUUCUUCUGCGGAGUAGGUUAGGCUACGUUCGUUUGGAUGCACUAGUUGAUACUAUGGCUCGCUCUAAGGAUUACUCGCAUCCUACUGAAGAUGGAUCCAAGUCAAAGACUCCGCUCUUUUGGAAGAUCGCUACUGUCGUGCUCUUGAUUCUUUGCAUUGCUUUUCUCAUAGCUUUGAUUGUAGUUGCUGUAAAGUUGARUGAAGCUAGUAAGCGUGRCCAAGGAGAACCCAAUGCAGAUAGUUUUGCAGCUAAGCCUUGCGCCUCUGAGGCACCCGGAGUACAAAUAUCUCGCAAGUCAUCGCGAAUCUUCGAAGACUUGAGUGCAGACGAGAUUUUGGCUGUUCGUGACUACCUGUAUGCAGACAAGGAUCUAAAUAUGACACGCUACGAGAAGGCUUCAGUCGGGGACAACUACAUUUAUUUCAUCAAGCUACGACCACCAUCAAAAACCGACGCCCUCAAGUACCUUGACAACAAGACACCCACCAAGCCACAACGAGAAGCAAUAGUUUCCGUGUACGCUGGGGCAAGGAAGCCUAACCCUGUAGUCGAAGAAUACAUAGUUUAUCCCGCAAAUAACCCAACUGGUCAUCGAAAGAAUAGCGUUCCAGGUCAACGUUAUCCUAUUCCUUUUGAUUCGCGUCCGUUUGACGAAACCAUCGAAGCGAGAGAGAUUACCAAGUUGAUCCGCCAAGUCACUGACAAGGUUAACGAUCUAAUAUUAGAAAGCUAUGGUGGGUAUACCUACAAAGCCAACUGCUCAGAAAAAUGUCUUACCUAUAUGUAUGCAUCUCCCAUGGGUUUUACUAGUGACACUAGGAAAACAUGGUUUUGGAUGUUGAGGAAUAUGGCUGGAAAAUACGAAAACCCGUUGAAUUUUGAAGUAUACAUUAACCACAAAGGAUCUGAUGUCUCGAAAUGGAAAGUCGAGCAGAUUGUUUACAAUAACCAGUCAUUCCAGUCUGCAGACGACCUACUCAAUGCAUACAAAGCCAAGACUUUAAAAAUAAGCAAAAUACCAACUCCUCCGAAUUCUGAUAAGUUAUUCUCGAGUUACGUUCAACGGGGUGACCCGCAACCUGCAAAGCCCUCGCGAGGACCCGAGCUCUACGAGCCGGAUGGUAAGAGGUACGCCGUGGACAACCGUCGUGUGGAGUACAUGGGCUGGGGAUUCGAGUUUCGAGUGGAUUCUGUCAACGGAAUGGAAAUCUAUGAUAUCAAGUUCAAAGGAGAAAGAAUCGUCUAUGAACUGAGUAUACAAGAAGCUAUCGCCACCUAUACUGGCUACUUCCCCUCACAGAGCUACAUGUACUAUUUAGAUGGGAAUUGGCGGCUUGGGAUGAGCAGCUUCGAACUUGUCCCUGGUAUUGAUUGUCCAAAGACUGCUACUUUCUUCAACCUUACUCAUAUGAUAGGAACAGCUAGUGCGUUGACGAUGAAAAACAGCGUCUGCGUCUUUGAACAAAACACAGCCAUACCACUGAGACGACACUACGACAGCGACUUUGAGGGCAGCUAUCACUUCUAUGGCGGCAUGGCAGACAACGUCCUUGUGCUUCGUACAGUUCCAACUGUUUACAAUUACGAUUACGUGUGGGACUUUAUUUUCUACCAAAAUGGCGUCAUGCAAGUCCGUCUGUCAGCCUCUGGUUACGUCAUGGGCACGUAUUACACCGAUGACGUCAAACCCUACGGAUAUAAAAUAUCUGAGUAUGGAACUUCUACUACGCAUGAGCACUUGAUUAACUUCAAGGUCGAUAUGGAUGUACUGGGAACGGAGAACUCGUACGAGACGAUAGAGAUUGGAACAGAGAAAAUCGCAAGCCGUUGGCUGACAAACUUCACGCGCGUGCAGAAAGUGCUGAAACCGAUGACCAGAAAGACGGAAGCGGAAGCUGUUUACAAGUUCAACUUCGACACGCCUACUUACUUGAACUUUUACAACGAGGGGAUGAAGAACAAGAUGGGUGUACGACGAGGAUACAGGAUACAGAAUAAUGGCAUGACGAAGAUGUUGUACCCUGAAGACUGGAUGUUGGAGCCGAUGAUCAGCUGGGGACAGUACCAGAUGGCUGUCACCAAAUAUAAAGACAAUGAAAGGUACAGUUCAUCACCUUACAACCAGAACUCCUGCAACGACCCUCAAGUGGACUUUAGAAAAUACAUCAAUGACAACGAGAGUAUUGUCAAUCAAGAUCUCGUUGCCUGGGUAACUAUCGGUAUGAUGCACAUACCGCAUUCGGAGGAUAUCCCUAAUACAGCCACCGCGGCUAACACAGCCAGCUUCUUCAUCCGACCUUUCAACUAUUUUGACGAAGAUCCAUCCAUUGGUUCCACCAAUGCCAUCCUCAUGCACCCUGAGAAAAGUGGCCCCAAGGUAGCGCGUUAUGGCACACCAACGGGACCAGUUUGCUACCCGAGGAAUGAUACCGUGGAAUUUAACGGCUUAUACGGAUAGAACGAGUUCAAAUCUUUUCUUUUUCUUCACAUUACAAUGAUGACGAUUCGAACGGACAGGGAAGGUUAACUUGUUCUUUUGAUACGUGUAUUUGUUACAACGUAUUUGUUACGCAUUCGGUACGUAUUAGGUAC